AUGCAGACCUUGACCCUCCUGCUUGCCGCCGCCGCUGGCGCGGUCGUCUCUGCGAGUGCACUCCCCAAGUUCGAGCUCCGGGCCGUCAACGUCAACGACGCCGGCGCUCUGAAAACCUCGAGAGAUAAUCUGCACUACUACUGCGGGGUGGGCGGCAUAGACAAGGCAAACGCGAAAUCCUUUGAUAUCGUCAAGUUCACGGUGCAGAGUUUCAACCCGGAUAUGCCGGGCAAGCAGGACCCGGCCAAGACGUACACUCUCCCGUCGGGGCCCAGCGCCUGUCAGGCUGUGGGGUGCGCGUCAACCGACGACAAGACCGAGCCCGGGCCCGCUAUCAUCUGGUGCAAUGAUGAUCCCCACAAGAGCAAGACUAUGAAGAGGGACUAUAUCGUCGGCCAGGCAGAUGUGGUGUUAAAGAUGUGCACGGGCUCGGACAGCAAUGUCCGGGGCCAGGUGUUCGAUGAUGUCCUUGGCACCAAUGUCCUGUUGGCCACGGAAGUGUGCGUUAACGGCGGGGAUAAGCGCGAAGUCCAGAGCAAGGAGCUCACCGCCGACUCCAAGUGGGCGCACUUCCCUGACGAGGACGACGACAACGACAACGACAACGACAACGACAACGACAACGACAACGACAACGACAACGACAACGACAACGACAACGACGCCGGCGCUCUCAAGAUCGCGAGGGAUGACGCGGGGCCGAAGAACUGCGCGAAGGUUGCGUGCCUCCCCCUGCCGGGCGACAGACACGGCGCCGCCAUCUUCUGGUGUAAUGAUACUCCGAACCCAGUAGCCGCAGUUGCGGGCUACUUCCAAAACCGCGCGAAGGACGUGAUGGAUUCGUGCGGGAAUGGAGAUAUGGUCCAGGGCCAGGGGAUCGAUGAGGAUGAGGUGCCUGGCACCAAUAUCAUGGUAGGCUCAGCAGUCUGCUGA
This is a messenger RNA of Anthostomella pinea, 933 nucleotides long. The record is from the annotation of a GenBank genome assembly. Lineage: Eukaryota; Fungi; Ascomycota; Sordariomycetes; Xylariales; Xylariaceae.